Vigna umbellata (rice bean) is the source of this 1366-nucleotide messenger RNA. Its product is annotated as GDSL esterase/lipase At3g26430-like. Gene Ontology annotation, molecular function: hydrolase activity, acting on ester bonds. The record is from RefSeq and is a predicted model, not a curated record. NCBI's taxonomy places the organism in Eukaryota, Viridiplantae, Streptophyta, Magnoliopsida, Fabales, Fabaceae.
ACAAAAACCAUGUCCGAGAAUAUGUUACAAUUUGUGAGAUGGCUUGUGAUUUCAACAACACUGAUGCAGAGUAAUGUAAUUUGUGGAAGAGAAAGCAAUUUCAGAGCAAUUUUCAACUUCGGAGACUCCAAUUCUGACACCGGCGGUCUCUCGGCGGCGUUCGGACAAGCUCCUCCUCCCAACGGAAUCACGUUUUUCCACUCUCCAAAAGGACGAUUAUCCGAUGGCCGCCUCAUAAUCGAUUUUAUAGCGAAGAGCUUGGGCUUGCCUUAUCUCAGUGCUUACUUGGACUCGGUGGGGUCCAAUUUCAGCCACGGAGCGAACUUCGCCACCGCGGGAUCCACCGUCAGACCUCAGAACACAACUAAGUCUCAGAGCGGAUACAGUCCCAUUUCCCUAGAUGUGCAGUUCGUGCAAUUCUCCGAUUUCAAAACCAGAUCCAAAUUGGUUCGCCAACAAGGAGGGGUGUUUAAGGAGUUAUUGCCCAAGGAGGAGUAUUUUUCUGAGGCUCUAUAUACCUUUGAUAUUGGCCAAAAUGAUAUCACAGCUGGCUACAAACUCAACUUGACCACAGAACAAGUCAAGGCCUAUAUUCCUGAUGUAUUGGGCCAGUUCACCAGAGUUAUAAAGGGUGUGUAUGAGGAAGGUGGGAGGUCGUUUUGGAUACACAACACAGGCCCGUUGGGAUGCUUGCCAUACAUGCUGGAUCGCUAUCCCAUGAGCCCAGCCCAAAUGGACGAGUUUGGGUGUGCCAAACCAUUCAAUGAGGUGGCCCAAUAUUUUAAUAAAAGAUUAAAAGAAACUGUUGGGAAACUGAGGGAAGAAUUGCCAGAGGCUAAAAUCACCUAUGUUGAUGUGUAUAGGGUGAAGUACACCCUCAUCAGCCAUGCUAAAAAAUAUGGUUUUGAGAAGGGGGUGAUAGCAUGCUGUGGACAUGGUGGGAAAUACAACUUCAAUAAUAGAGAGAGAUGUGGAGCAAGCAAGAGAAAGAAUGGGAGAGAGGUUGUGAUAGCCAAAUCUUGCAAAGAUCCAAGUGUGAGGAUCAUUUGGGAUGGAAUCCAUUACACCGAAGCUGCUAAUAAUUGGAUCUUUCUGCAGAUAGUCAAUGGCUCAUUUUCAGAUCCACCUACAUCAUUAGGAGUUACAAAUUCACGUUCUUGGAAGACUGAAUUUUGAUCUCUGUGCCUCAACUACCAGGUUUUACCAAGUGUUUGAUGAAUCGUGUUCACAAAGUUUAUUCAUCAUUCAUUGAUAUAUAUUUUUUACCAGAGUUUAACAUGUUAAUUAUGAUUGAGUUAGAGCCCUGCAAAAUAUUCUUGAUUCUUGAUUCAAAUCUAUUAAAAGACUGCAAAACUAAGCACAUCUA